AUGGCCCAGAAAAUGAUCAGAUUGAUCCCAAUGGUUGAUCAUAUGCCCUUGGAGCUCCCACGCGAUUUUAAUUGGGAGAAGAUGAAUUCUCAUGUUGCAGAAAUCAUCAAAGGAAGUAGUGGUCCAAAAGCAGAACUUUAUAUCGACGCAAAGGACUCAUUCAAGGACAUCUGGGAUCAAUUGGAUACCAUGUAUAAACAGAGUCACACAAAUGAAGAGCAAGGUCGAAGCACUACACAAAGUGGGAAAAGAAGGGACAAGAAUUACACACGGUGCGGAUCCUUUUAUGAUGCUAUUCUCAAUGGUAACUGGGAGGAAGUCGAAGACUUCCUCAAAAUUCGCCCACUAGCAUUGACUGCCAAAAUUACAGCGGAUGGAAACACUGCUCUUCAUGUUGCAGUAAAAGCAAAGAAGCUGACAAUUGUAGGGAAGCUGUUAGAAAAGCUGGAGACAGACAAGAAGCAAAUAGAAGCUCUAAAAAGGCAGAACAAAGAGGGUAAAACAGCCCUUUACAUUGCUGCCUCAAGGGGAUUUACUGCUAUUGCUCGAGAACUGGUGGAUAAGGAUAAAAAUUCAUUGCUGAUCGAAUGCGACAAUGAAACCAUUCCCUUGUUACCACUUUUUGUGGCUGCCAAGUAUGAUAACAAGGAAAUAGUUAAUUAUCUUUACCAUGAAACGAAGAAGUACAGUAGAGAGUUUUAUUUCAAAUACGCUUAUAAAAAUGAUGAGAAAGCAAGACUAUGGCUUAGGCAAUGUGCUUCAUUUCUUGCUCACUUGAUCUAUAAUGAUGAUUAUGAUCUGGCUUCAGAAAUAAUCAAUGAUUACCCAAGUUUAGCUCUCACAAGAUCUACAGAUGUGGAGACACCCCUGUUUGCACUUGCUCAGAGGCCUUCUCUAGGUGCCAACACAACAGUUGGUGAUAAAGCUUCAAAAUUCCAGUUGAGAAACAAGUUAGACUUUGAAUCUGCUUCAAAAGCUCCAAAGUUAUUGCUGGAACAAAUUAUUUUAACUAUUGACGACUGGAAAUCUCAAAAGUCCGCAUUGAGUGCUGCAUUGUUCAAAGCCGCCGAGGUUGGAAGUGUUGAAUUUGUUGAUAUGAUCAUAAAUUCUCUUCCUCUAGUGGUAUCUUGGUUAAAUGAUGAUUAUCAGAACAUUUUUCAUGUUGCAAUCAUUCACCGCCAAUAA
Molecule: messenger RNA, 1185 nt
Organism: Telopea speciosissima
Lineage: Eukaryota; Viridiplantae; Streptophyta; Magnoliopsida; Proteales; Proteaceae
Exons: 4
Coding region: 1-1185 (394 amino acids)
Molecular function (GO): protein binding
Source: RefSeq, a predicted model, not a curated record